AUGUUCGCCUCCCGCACCCUCUUCGCCUUGUCGACGCUCGUGGUCUCCGCCCUCGGCGCGACCUACUCGCAGACCGACAGCCACCAGGGCGACGGCUUCCUCAAAUCGUUCACGCACCAGGCCAUCGCUGACCCCACACACGGCAGAGUGAACUACGUCGAUCAAACGACUGCGCUCGCGCAGAACCUCACCUUCUCGUCCGGAGACCAUUUCGUCAUUCGCGCCGACCACACCACCGUGCUCAGCGCGAGCGGCCCCGGGCGGAACUCCGUGCGUCUGCAGAGCAACAAGCAGUACACGACACACGUCACAGUGUGGAACAUCCGUCACAUGCCCCAAGGAUGCUCCACAUGGCCCGCGCUGUGGGAGGUCGGUGCGGACUGGCCCAACCAAGGCGAGAUCGACGUGCUGGAGGGCGUCAACGACGUGAGCCCGAACCAGUCUACGCUCCACACCAGCUCCGGAUGCUCGAUGCCCGCGUCUCGUUCGCAGACGGGGACCUCCGGCUCGAACAACUGUGACGUCGCGGCCACAAACAACGCGGGAUGUGGCGUGCAGGCGAACAAGGCCAACAGCUAUGGCCCUGGCUUUAACAACGCCGGCGGAGGCUGGUAUGCAAUGGAGCGCACGACAUCGUUUAUCAAGGUCUGGUUCUGGUCGCGCACCGACGGGUCGGUGCCCAGCGAUGUCUUGAACGGCGCGACCUCUAUCAACACGGACAACUGGGGCACUCCGUACGCGUUCUUCCCCAGCCAGUCGUGCGACCUGAACUCGCACUUCGGCGCGCACAACAUCAUCAUUAACCUCACGCUCUGCGGCGACUGGGCCGGCGCCGUAUUCAACCAGGACGGCUGCUCCGGGAACUGCGUCGACUUCGUGAACAACAACCCGUCCGCGUUCACGAACGCGUUCUUCGACAUUCAGUGGCUCAAGAUCUACGGGUGA
Trametes versicolor FP-101664 SS1 is the source of this 945-nucleotide messenger RNA. Its product is annotated as laminarinase. Bases 1 to 945 code for a protein of 314 amino acids. Gene Ontology annotation, molecular function: hydrolase activity, hydrolyzing O-glycosyl compounds. The record is from RefSeq and is a predicted model, not a curated record. The transcript has 11 exons. Gene Ontology annotation, biological process: glucan catabolic process. NCBI's taxonomy places the organism in Eukaryota, Fungi, Basidiomycota, Agaricomycetes, Polyporales, Polyporaceae.